This is a messenger RNA of Schizophyllum commune H4-8, 1173 nucleotides long. RefSeq lists its product as uncharacterized. The annotation marks the transcript as partial. The record is from RefSeq and is a predicted model, not a curated record. The transcript has a single exon. Lineage: Eukaryota; Fungi; Basidiomycota; Agaricomycetes; Agaricales; Schizophyllaceae.
AUGACCAUCGAGUGUCGCCACUGCCACGCUCUACACUGGGCUGCCGAACGGGUCAAGUCAUCCCCUGAAGCUAGGCCUUCCUUUGGUCGGUGCUGCAAGCAUGGCAAAGUCGCGCUUCCGAGAAUGCCUGCCCCGCCUCACCACCUUCUUCACCUCUUCACCGAUCAAGACCUUCGCGGCCGCGACUUCCGACAUAAUGUCCGCCAGUACAACGCUGCGCUUGCGUUCACUUCCCUAGGUGUUCGCAUUGAUGACAGUAUCAACACGUCUGGCAGUGCACCCUACAUAUUCAAGAUUGGCGGGGAACUGUGUCAUCGCAUGGGCGCUCUGCUUCCAUCAGAGGGUAAUCAGCCCAGAUACACGCAGCUUUACAUCUAUGAUCCCCGCGAUGCUCUUGAUGCUCGGAUGGCGCGCAACGACAACCUCUCUGCGGCCACCAUGCGCAUUCUGCAGCGUACUCUCCUUCUCUGUAACCCGUACACCCGGAUCUACCGGCAUGCUGCCGACGUCCUCACCCACUCAUCACAAGCGCCCGACGUUCACCUUACGUUGUCCGUAGACGCGCAGCAAGAUCCGCAUCGCUAUAACCUGCCCACUGCCGAUGAACUUGCGGCUAUACUUCCUGCAAGUAAUGCGCAAGCAAGUGAUGGCAGAGACAUUGUUGUCUAUCUGCGCGACGGUCGCUUGAGGCGCAUCAAUGACUGCAGCCCAGCGUAUGCGCCUCUUCACUAUGUUCUCUUCUUCCCCUUCGGCACCCCUGGCUGGUCAUGGGACAUGCAAUUGCUGCAACCAGAUGAAAGCGGCAGUCGCCGCUUGACGCAGUGCAUGUUCUAUAGCCAUCAGCUCCACUACCGGUCAUCUGAGCUAUCGCUCCUCUUCUACGGUGGCCGCCUCUUCCAGCAGUACAUUGUCGAUGUCUGGGCGACAACAGACCAGAACCGGCUGCGGUGGCUUGAAAACAACCAGAAGCAGAUACGCGCCGAGCUCUAUAGCGGUCUCCAGGACUUGGUUGCCGACGAGAGCCCUGACCUUAAUUCCGUCGGAAAACGCCUCAUUCUCCCCUCAUCACAUGUCGGCAGCCCGCGUUACAUGCAUCAGUGCUUCCAGGACGCCAUGGCGCUUGCUCGCUACUUCCGGCGUAUCGACUUCUUCAUCACCGUCACCUGCAAUCCC